This is a messenger RNA of Manis pentadactyla (Chinese pangolin), 7308 nucleotides long. RefSeq names its product zinc finger CCCH-type containing, antiviral 1 (gene ZC3HAV1). Gene Ontology annotation, molecular function: NAD+ poly-ADP-ribosyltransferase activity; metal ion binding. The record is from RefSeq and is a predicted model, not a curated record. The transcript is spliced from 13 exons. Bases 821 to 3580 code for a protein of 919 amino acids. NCBI's taxonomy places the organism in Eukaryota, Metazoa, Chordata, Mammalia, Pholidota, Manidae.
AAGAAAAUGUCGAAGAGUUCUUCAAGAAGCUUCUGACAAGGCAAAAAAUAGGGAGCCUAAUAAUCGCUGUUCUUUAAGAGGGCAUGGUGGUGAGGGAGAAAGUGCACACUGGCUGUGGCCAGGCGGGCCUCGAUCUGGGGCCAGACUUGGGGAACCUCGGGUAGCAUCCGGGCUCCAGCUUGACCGCUGUGCGUGUUUCCUCAGGUUACUUCCUCAAGUACAGAGUGAGAGUAACGUCUAACUCGUGACAAGUGUUGCGAAGGUUCAAACACCUGAGGCAGGGCCCCCAGCUCGGGGCAAGCGCUCACUAGGGUCUGCGCUUUCGGGAGAUGGGUGGAGUGGAGAAUAGAAACUCAAGGGCGCUCCCAAGACUCGCGUCAUCCUCCACAUCGGCUGACAUAAAAACUCCACCAGAGCCCGGAGAUCACUUUUAGUUUCUCUUUCCGAAGAAGCGUCGCUGUGCCCGGCUGCAGCACCUCACCGUAGCGGAACCGUGAACCGAGCGAACAGGAGGCAUCGGAGGAGUUGCCGCGGACGCCGGGAGAUCUGCACUCGCUGUCCGUUUUUCUCUCCAUUUGCUCGCCGCCGCGGUGGACUUUAAAUCUGACACAGGGACCGGGUCGGUGCGAUCCGGCUUCUCCACGCAGAGUCUAGGGGGAAACCGAAACCGCUGGGCUCAGCUAACGGCGGGGGAAAGCGCGCGCUCGCUGGCUGGGGCGCGCCCAGCCCGAGCGCCGCCCGCGCCCGCCCCCGGGACUCUGGUAAGUUUCGAUUCUUCCGGGCGGAGUCCCGCACGGCGGCCCGGCCAGCGCAGCGCGCCAUGGCGGACCCGGAGGUGUGGUGCUUCAUCACCAAAAUCCUGUGCGCCCAUGGGGGCCGCAUGGCCCUGGACGCUCUGCUCCAGGAGAUCGUGCUACCCGAGGCGCAGCUCUGCGAGGUGCUGGAGGCGGCCGGGCCCGACCGCUUCGUGGUGUUGGAGACCGGCGGCAGGGCCGGCGUCACCCGCUCGGUGGUGGCCACCACUCGAGUCCGGAUCUGCCGUCGCAAGUUCUGCCAGAGACCCUGCGAAAACCUGCACCUGUGCAAGCUCAACCUGCUGGGCCGGUGCCACUAUUCGCAGUCGGAGCGGAAUUUGUGCAAAUACUCCCAUGAGGUUCUCUCAGAAGAGAACUUCAAAAUCCUGAAAAAUCAUGAACUGUCUGGACUGAACAAAGAGGAAUUAACUGUGCUCCUCAUCCAAAGUGACCCUUUUUUUUUGCCGGAGAUAUGCAAAAGUUAUAAGGGAGAGGGUCGGAGACAGAUCUGUAAACAACAGCCACCAUGUGAAAGGCUCCACAUCUGUGAACACUUUACCCGAGGGAAUUGUAGUUAUGCCAACUGCCUCCGGUCCCAUAACCUGAUGGACAGAAAAGUGCUGGCCGUCAUGAGGGAACAUGGACUGAACCCGGACGUGGUCCAGAACAUCCAGGACAUCUGCAACAGCAAGCACUGCCAGAAGAAACCCUCUGGAUGGAAAGCUCCUUCUUCGCAUCGUAGAGACACGGCAUACAGAGGUAGAAGCAAGAGUAGAGACCGGUUAUUGCAGGGCAGUAUGGAAUUUCUAUCAUCUGCUUUAGCUUCUACUCAGAGGUCCUGCACGCCCAGUCCAGACCAGACGGGCCCCAGGUCUCCCCCGGAUGAAGGGCCUGUGGAGGAUCUCGCCCACAGGUUCAUGCAUUUGGGCAGUCAGAGUCGCCCUCAGCCUUCCUUAGUCUUGUCUAUGCCGGCCAGUCUUAAAGGAACAGAUCAAGUGGGAGGAAGCCAACGGUUUUCAGAGAAUGGCUCCCCCAAGGGUCCCUCUUAUGGAAACAAAGGCAGCGCUUACCUUACUUCUGAGUCAGCACCAGCUUCCAGCUGGAAGGGCCCCGCCUCCUGGCUGAAUGACCAAGGUACUGGUAGCGAGAGUUUGUUUUCUCCAAGCCAGACUGCCUCCUGCCCUCCUCGGGGUUCUCCACAAACACCUGAAGUUGUAGCUACCAGGAAGAGUGUAGGCAGGCUCUCCUCGGAUGGCAUGAACACCGAGGGCAGAAGUGGGGAUCAAGAUGUACGGCAUUUCCAGCUUUUUAAUAGUAAUGUUGAUGGAAUGGCCACGGAUAUAACUUCGCUGAGAUCAUUAAAUUAUAAAACUACAGCCAGUAGACAAAGAGAAAAAUUGUUACCCGUGAAUCAGGACACCAGAACCGUGCACAGUAAUCUCCAGACAACUGGCAAAGUUACAGAUGACAAUGAUCCAGGAGCGGCAUUUGUUAACGGUAAACACAGAGAGAAGACAUUCCAGGCUGGUAAAUCUGUCCACAGUGUGCCAGAUCCCGUAUCUGAUGUUGCAAGUACCACAUCUUCCAGCAUGGACAGUCAUGGCUCAGAGGAAAUUUGUCUUGACCAUCUGUAUAAGGGUUGCCACCUUAAAACCUGCAGCAAAGUUCACUUCCACCUACCCUACCGGUGGCAGAUGUUUACUGCAAAGACCUGGGUGGACCUCCAGCCCAUGGAGAAUAUUGAGAGGGCCUAUUGUGACCCCAAAAACUGCCUUGUUUCUAUCGGAAAUCUUAGAAUCGAUUUCCAGAGAAUGACUUGUAAUUUUAAUUGUAUUCGACGUCUCUCCACACCUUCAUGUGUCACCUUCCCGACCACUUCUGCCUUCACCACGAAGUGGAUUUGGUAUUGGAGGAGUGAAUCUGACACUUGGGUUCCAUAUGGAGAGAAGAAAGACAACCAGCAAGUUUCGAACAUCGACUCUUCAUACCUGGAGUCUGUCUUUCUGUACUGUCCGAGGGGAGUUGUGCCUUUUCAGGCAGGUUCACAGAACUAUGAGCUCAGUUUCCAAGGGAUGAUUCAGACUAACGUAGUUUCCAAGGCGCAGAAGGAUGUCGUCAGAAGGCCGGCAUUUGUGUCUCACUGGAAUGUGGAGCAGAGUAGGAGUGGAGCAAACCAUCAGCCGACGCAGACCCAGCCUGCAACGUCGGCAGUUCUUCCUCAGCAGAACUGUGGGUUCUCAUCCUCGAAAGGAUAUGAGUUGGUAGAUAUCAAUAACCAGUGUCUGGAAUAUGUCAAAAUAAGUGAGCGUUUUAAAGCCUCCAUGAAAAAUUUCAAGAUUGAAAAGAUAAAGAAGAUCCAGAACACAAAGCUCUUGGAUAAUUUUGAAAGGAAAAGAAUGAAGAUGAACAAAAGACGCGAAGAAAUCCUGUUUUGUGCAACCAACCGUGUCCACAUGGAGUCUAUCUGUGUGAAUAAUUUUGAUUGGAUCUUACAUGGAGUGAAGGAAACCAGAUAUGGACAAGGAAAUUACUUCACAAAAGAUGCCAUCUGUUCCCAUAAAAAUUGCCUGUGUGAUCCUAAAAACAUCAUUAUGUUUGUAGCCCGAGUCCUGGUAGGAGAUUUUGUUGAAGGAAAUAAGGAUUAUAGGAGCCCUCCUAUACCAUAUGACAGCUGUGUGGAUACAAGGCUGAAUCCCUCCAUUUUUGUCAUCUUUCAGAAAGAUCAGAUUUACCCAGAAUAUAUGAUUGAAUAUACUGAAACAGACAAACCCUGCGUAAUUAGUUAGAAAUGAUGAAUACGGUGUCAUAAAAGAUGCGAUAGCCAUUCUGUUUACUUUUAGGACUGGAUUCCCCCAGAUAAUAACACUUGUACAUUUCCUCGCCUAAUCAUCAAAUGUUGUAGAUCAAUGGUUCCCAAAUUUUGCUGCACAUUUAAAUCAUCUGAGAAGCUUUAAAAAAACUCCAUUGCCCAGAUUGUACCCCAUUCCAUUUACAUCACUAUUCCUAGGUGUAAGAGCCAGGCAGUGGUAUUUUUUGAAGGUAUUUAAAAAAUUCCCUGAGGAUUCAAAUAUGUUACAAAGUUUGGGAACCGCUUGUCUUAGAGAUAACUAGUCAAGACUAAUUCCUAAAACUUCCUUUCUCUCCUCAGUACUCUUAGUUUACUGUAUGGCCUGGUUUUGUUUUGGUUAAAUUGAAAGAAAAUGAAUUUGGGAAAUUUGAGAGAAAUUUUAAGAUGCCUGUUGAAAUAAGGACACAAGAUAGUACACCCUGGGAUGGGAGAUUGUGAAAAGUUAGGGGGACAAUGCUUAGGAAUGUAGUGGGGAAAAUAUAAAGGCAACUUAAUGAGAUCACGUAACCGCCGUACUAUACCUUCGUGGCGAAACUGAUUUGGAGCAUACGUUUCUUUAUCUCUACGUUUAUUUAGGGAACUCCAUCCAGGUUGACUCUUUCUGGAAUGCAAUAUGAGCUGCCAAGUGUGGCUCAGAGAGAAGCAACCAUCUGGAGUUAACUGCGCAUUUGGGUUCUCCAUAUAAUUAUGGCAAAGUAAGACAUUUAUAUUUCAUCACUAUGAUUACAGAGAAGGUUUUUUCCUCCAGGUCGGACUUCAUGAAGUGUCUGUAUCUUGGGGGUAGUAUGGAGUUGCAGUAACCAGAUUCACAUAAGCAUGACUGAUAAACCCGAGUGCUGCUGUAGUUGUUUGCUGCAGCAGAUGAGGCUCACCAAGGAAUUAGAAGCAAAACUAUCGCCGUUGAAGGCUGGGCCCCUAAGGAGGCGAGAUCUGUUCCCUCCUGAGCACAGAGUAAAAACGAAGAGAACUCUGCCUCCAACAGGCCAUGCACCUAGAAGGGACUUAUUUUUCUAAAUAUAAUAGGUUGUGUGGAACUGUAGUACAGUCAGUUUUUAGAGCAGCUGAGGUUCCUGGACCAAGAGUUCCUUCCUUACUGUGAAUCAGAUUUUUCCUUCCAAUUUCCUUUUCACCAUUCCAUACCAGUCACCAAUUUCCUGUUAUAGUUCUUUCCAGUAGACAUGUUACAAAAAGUAAUUAGAAUUAGAGUUGAUUUUAUAUUAGUCAGAUUGUAGAUCAGUACAAAAAACUCCACAACCCCUUGGUGUAAGGGCUCCAUCAGUAACAAAUUAUAGUGAUUUUUUAGGGUAGUGUUAGUUUCUGGGAGGCUUACCACCAAUACUGUCAUUCACUUAUUUUUUUCAAGGCAGCUUCCAUUGUGGAGUUUUCUUUUCUUGAUCUUGACCCUCACAUUACAGAGAUACAAUUUAUCCAGCUUUAUCCGCCUGCCCGUUUGACAACUCUAGUUGGACAUUUCACGGGCAUCUCUAAUUCAACAUAUCCAGAAUGGAAUUCCCAGUCUGCCUGCCUCAAAUCAGUCCCUCCCCAGUAUUUUGUAUAGAGAAGUAAGUGGUAUGACCAUCCACACAUCUGCUCCAGCAGAAAUCCAGAAGGCAUUCUUGCCUCCUUUCUCUCCCUCCCCCUGCACACCUAACCUGGCCCCAAGUCCAAUUUUCUCUUGUAAAAAAAUCUUUGUCCCCUUCUAAGCUGUUCUUUACUUGGCAGCAAGAAUGGUCAUAUUUUUAAUUUUUUUACUUAAUAAUAACCUUUCAAAACGCAACUCUAAUCAUGCUUUAUAGUAAAGUUGAAAGUCAUUAUCGUGGCCGCACAUGAUCUUGUCCUUCCCUGCCUUCUGUCAUUUAUUUCCUUCCACAGAAGCCUCUUGGGCCUUCUUUCAGUCUUUGGUACCCCUUUGCACUUAGCUCAGUGGUUCUCAGUCAGCACUUCUGCGUUUUAUAUAUCUGUUUUUAAUGAUAAUUAUUUUGUAACAUCCCCUUUAUUAUACUCAAAAUUCAAUUCAGUGGUAAUUUACCUACACACAGUCUUAGAAAUAAAUUAAAAAUUAAAUAUAAUUAAUAUUAACAUAAAAGGGAAAUAGAAAAUUUGUAACUUGGGCAUAACUAUUCUAGAAGACCUAAUUAAGUAGUCAAUUAUACCUACUUGGAAUGAAUAAAUUUGAACUUAAAAGAAGGUAGGAGAUCAGAAGCUAUUUUGUACAAAGACAUAUGGGAAAAUAAAAAAGCGGGGAUACAAGCGGACCUUAGAAUAAAAACUAGUGAUAAAAUGACUUAUUUGCAUAUGAUAAUACUUCUAUAAGGGAAAAAAAUGAAAUAGGUUUAACUGAAAUAAAGAUACUGUGCAAGAAAAUCUACAGAUUGUCGAAAUGGAGAAAAUUGAGGAAAUACUAUAUUUUUGCAGACGAGUUAUAGGUCAUACAUGAAUGUCUAGUGAGACAUUCAAAAUUCGUAUAGGGUGCAGAAUAAUUCCUUAUUGUGAGGAACUGUCCAGCAUAUUGCAGGAUGUUCUGCAUACCUGGCUCUCACAUACUAAAUGCUAGUAGCACCCUUCCCUCCCCCCACUUAUGGUGGCAGCCACAACCCCUAGCAGAUCUAGUCACCCUUUCUGAACUCAGCAUUUUGUAGCAUCCUCUUUGCUGUCCUGAGAUGAUAGGUAACACAAUCUACUUACGCUUACGAGUUUCUUUAAAAGUCAAUUUAAUGCCCUAACUCUAUUACGGUGCAGAAUCAGAAGGAAAGAAAUUUGUAAUGAAAAUAAAAUGAAUGUCUAUAUAGAUACUCAGGCAUGACUAUGCUGUAUGACAUCAUGAAAUAGAUAUUUCCUCCUACUUAUGGUGAAUAGGCUUGGAUUUAAGAGUUGAUCAGAAGCUCCUUCCUGUAAGGUACAGUAAAAUGAAAGAUUAGAAGUUUGGGUGACAUAGAAUGAAAACCAGUACUUGGGUAAGUCAUGACAGACCAUAUACCUUCUCUGUAUAUGGUUAAGGGACAGAGCGAAAACUACCUUAAUUAAAGUAAGGAUAAUAGGACAAAUUACAGAUUGUCUAAGAGGAAAAAAGGAAUUAUAUUCUCUGACAAGCUGUAGGUCCUACAUAAAUGUCCAGCAGGACAUUAGAAUGCCGUAUAGUGUACAAUAUUUCUUCGUUGUAUGGGCUCAACCCAUACACUGCAGGACAUCUGUUGUCCCUACCUGCGUCCACUUGAUGCCAGUAAUAUCUCCACUUAUUAUGUAAACUACAAUCCAUCAAUUUCCAAAAUACCAGUGUGAACCACUGACUUUGUUAAUAUCUAAUAACCUUAAGAUUACCUGACUUUUACCUCCAUUAAGUAUGGAGACCUGCAGAUUAGAUCAGAUACUUUCCCCACAACUCAGUUUUAAAAUUCUUUGAGCCUGACUUUUGUUCAUUUUUAGCCUCUAUCCAACUUCAAGUUGUCUGCUUUCUGCAUUAGAAUAUAAGCUCUUUGAGCAUUGAAUCAACCUGUCUCAACACUGGGCUACAACUGAUACUUAACUGAAUACGCUAAUGCUAAUAUGUUGGAAAAAUUUUGUUGAAUAAAGUAAGCUUAACUAUUUGUAUUUCAGUAGUUGGGUUGUAUUGCUUUUUAUUCUUGAAGCUUAAUUUGAGACCAUCUAAUAAAAUGAAAUAAAUAAUAA